AUGUUUACUCGAGCAUUAUUUUUAUCACAUUUGAAUAAGAAUGUGGUAACAAAUCAGCUCUCUAGUAAUAUUUCUGGCACAAUAUCCACUCCUUAUUCAUUCAAUUCGUUAGUCGACGUUAUUAGUGUCUCAGAUGCUCAGUUUAUUGAUAUCACAGGCUCAAAUACAGAGGGAGGAGGUGCAGUUUCAUGCACUGGCCCAGUUACAUACGAAUUUACAAUAUCAAAAUCGUAUUUUAAUAGUUGUUUUUCAACUGGAUCAAACUCAAAAGGCGGCGCAAUCUUAUCAUUAAAUUCAGUGAUUUAUCAAUGCAUUGAUUCCUGCUUUACAGAGUGUUUGGCGCGUUCUGGGCAUUUUCAAUAUUUAAGUUCUUCCAACGGCUCUGCUCUCAUAUCACAAUCAUCAUGUAUUAAUAAUAAUGCUGAAUCUGAGAUAGGUGACCAAUCUACAUAUAUAAAUUCUCCAGGAAUUUAUGCAGAAAAUGCUAAUUUUUCUUCAAAUUCAGUAAACGGCGUCGGAGCAGCUUUCUCAGCUAUUGCAAAUUAUAAUCUAGUACUACAAUUAUGCUCAUUCAUUGAUAAUUACGGCAUUUCUACACUACAUUUAAACGGAGAUCCGUAUGCUUGUUAUGUUCAACACGAUAACUUCAUUGAUAACGCAGGAAACUCUUUAAUUUCUGUAGUAGGUGACUUUAUAAUAUCUUCAUCAUGUUUUUCAAACGAAAAAAUCCAAAAUCCAUUUUUAAUUUACGAAGGAACAUUGAAAUUAAAGAAAUGUGCAUUCACCGAAAACUUUACAAUGCCUACAUCAGUUUCAAUCGAUAAAACUUACAUACAAACGCCAGAAUUAUACCAAAAUCAGGCCACAGAAUUAGAAGAAUGCCAUGCGAGUGCUGGUGGAAUAGUUGAAGACAUAAAGACACCAGGACCAACACCAGCUGCUCAUAAUUGGGGCUGGGGAGUCGGAACAAUUUUAUUAUUGAUUUUGAUCGUUUUUGUUGUCGUUGCCAUAGUUAUAGUUGCUGUUUAUAUUAUUCGCACAUGCUUCUGCAAGGUUCCAAAGGUCUACAGAACUGUAAAACAAAUUGAAGAAAAUGCACAAGAAAGAGGACUCCUUGAUGACCAACAAGAGCCAAUUGUAGAACCAAUACAACCAGCUCCAGCUCCUUCUGAGCCUCAAGAACCUCCAAAAGAAGUCGAAUCUACUCCUGAACCAGAAAAGCAAAUAGCUCAAUCUCCAAGCCGCGUACAGAUCAUUUUAAGCUACACUGAUGAAAGUGAAAAGGAAAUGGAGUCAAUUUCUUCUGGAAAAUCAGAUAUCAAAGUUCAAUCUUCUUCUACAGAGCCUCCACCACAAAGAGUAUCAAUUAUUAAGGAACCUUCAGACACUGAAGAAGAAAUUCCUCAAAUUCCUGUAAUAGAAAUCCCUCAUGACGAAAAUAUGGAAUCUGAUUCAACAAUUACUGACCCAGCAUCAAUCAUUUCUCACGAAAGAGACACAGAAAAACCUAAAGAGAAGGAAAGCACCUCUUCUUAUUCAUCAAAAGCACCAGAUAAACCUUUAAUUGAGAAUUUGAAGGCAGAAGAUGAGGAUAAAAGUGAUUCUUACUACUCCUAUUCGAAUGACAAUUCUGUUCCUUUGCAAGUUUCUCCAAUGCCGAAUAAAUUAGAUAUAAGUGAGUCAGAUUCAGAUACUUCUUCAUCAACAACACCAAAGAAACACGUUAAACUACAUCUUGAUGAAGAAUCAGAAGAAGUCCCCCUACAAAAACCAGGAAAGAGUCCUAAAUCAAGUGAUUCAAAGCCAAAGAGGUCUUAUGCUGGUGAUGACGAUGAAUCUUAUUCUUAUUCAUCUCCUCCCCCGAUGAAACCUACAGAAAAAACAAAGGAUUCAAAACCAAAACCAGAAUUUAAGCCAAAGAGGUCAUAUGCAGGGGAUGACGAAGAGAGUUCGACAUCUACACCACCAAUACCAAAGAAACCAAAGAAAUCUGAUGAAAAACCAAAAGAUUCAAAACCAAAACCAGAAAUUAAACCAAAAAGAUCUUACGCAGGGGAUGAUGAAGAGAGUUCUUCUUCACCACAGCCUAAGAAGCCAAAGAAACCAGAAGAAAAACCGAAAGAGGAAGAAAAGAAGCCAAAAUCCGAAGAACCAAAGAAACCAGAAGAAAAACCAAAAGAACCAAAGAAACCAGAAGAAAAACCGAAAGAACCAAAGCGAAGAAUAUCUUAUUCUGAAUCAGAUGACAGCGGAUCGUACUAUUCUUAUUAA
This is a messenger RNA of Trichomonas vaginalis G3, 2271 nucleotides long. RefSeq lists its product as uncharacterized. The record is from RefSeq and is a predicted model, not a curated record. The coding region runs from base 1 to 2271 and encodes 756 amino acids. Lineage: Eukaryota; Parabasalia; Trichomonadida; Trichomonadidae. The transcript has a single exon.